Messenger RNA from Adineta steineri, 1980 nucleotides. The record is from the annotation of a GenBank genome assembly. Lineage: Eukaryota; Metazoa; Rotifera; Eurotatoria; Adinetida; Adinetidae.
AUGAUUUUUCAUCUUUUUAUUUCCUAUCUCAUCAUCAUUCCAACUAUUGUUCAUAGUCAAUGUUAUUCAAAAAUAUCUUCAACAUGGAUAUGUGAUGGUCAAUAUAAAUCGAAGAAUUUAACUUAUCAAACAAUUUUAAAUCAUCAACAAUUUGAAAAUUUCUUUUUAACUAAUUAUAAAUUAGUUAAAUUUAAAAUUGAUAAUUACCCAUCAACACUUCAUUUAUUAAAUGCAAGUAAUAAUCAAUUUCAAACAAUAAUUUUAACAUCAAAAAAUCGUGAUAUAUCCAAUCUUCGUCAAUUAAUACUUGAAUCAAAUAAUAUAGAACAAUUUAAUAUCGAUACAAUUAUUUUACCAAAUUCACUUGAGAAAAUUUCAUUGGCCAAUAAUCGUUUAAAUAUUAUUGAUGCUCGACUUUUUUCAAAUUUAAAAAAUUUAAUUGAAAUUGAUUUAAGAAAUAAUCAAUUAAAACGGAUUUUACCAGAAUUAUUAUUGAAUAGAAAUAUUAAAUUAGAUUAUAAUCCACUCGAUUGUCAAUGUACAUUGGAUUCAUAUAGAAUUAUAUGUGAAAAAGCAACAAGUAUUAAACAAAAAAUUGGUGAAAGUAAUAAUUGUAUGGCACCAUAUUAUAACUCUCGCCUAUCUGAUGCGUCACUUCCAUCAUAUUUCCGUUUUUCAACAUUCAUUCUAAUCUGUCCGAUAAGUGCUCAACCACCACCUGUAAUUAUUUGGUCAACACCUUUUGGUAAUUUAACAUCAAUAAAUUCAACUAGUAUUGAUUUAUUAUCAUCUAAUAAUAAUGAUGAACCAAUUUAUGUUACACUGACAGCUUUAGCUGGUCCAUUCACAGCUCGUACACAACAUACAUUACAUGCAUUUAGUGGAAAUCGAUUAUCUGUAACAAAAGCACGUGCUGCUCUACAACAUCGUAUAUCAUGUUCUGGUAUAAAUAUGCUUGGUAUAUAUACAUAUGAAUUUAAUUUUAAUAUUGAAAUCUAUGUACAAAAUCGUGCUUUAUGGCAAAUUAUAUAUACAAUGAGUUUUGGAUUUUUUAUGGCACUUGUUGCAGGUGCAUUAUGUGUUACAUUAAAACGUACAUAUCAUAGUGUUGAUCAUUUGAAAACACCUCCAGUUUAUCCAACUAUGGCACCAAAUAGUGCUGCACGUACUCCACCUAAUUUUGAACUUAAUCAAUGGUUAUCAUUAGCAGCAGCAAAUAUUAGUGAAACACUUGAGCAAGUACGUGAUAGACUUCGAACGGGUGUUCAACAAGUUAGUGAACAUAUGGGACAAACAAAGGCCCGCGCAACAGAAUUAUUUAAUUAUGGUGUGCAACAUGCUGGUGGAACGAUUCGACAGGCUGCAGAAACUUCAGCCGCAUAUCUUCAUUCGUUUCGUGAAACCAGUCAACAACGUUUAAAUACUAUGCGUGUACAAACAUUAUCAUCAAUACGUAAUCCAGGUAAUUUAAUGCGUGCCGGUAUGAAUAUGCUUACUACACAAGUAAAUUCUUUACGUGAUUAUUGUGGUGUUACAACUGGUCAUCCAAUGCCAUCAAAUUAUUUAUAUCAACAGCAACAACAACAUCAACUUUAUGAUGCACAACAUUAUUCAUCGUCAUCAAUGUCAUAUUUACGUCGAAAUCAUAUAUCAACAAUAGCCGAAGAUGAUGAAUCACUUGUUGAAUCAAUAACAUUGAUGACUUCAAUGGAUCGUGUACCUUAUGUUGGACAUACGGCAUCAACAGUUGCAGCCAAUGCAUCAGGUAUUGGUCGACUUGAUGCAGCUGAUAAUUCUGUAUUAUUAGCAUUGAAUAAUUUUAAUCAACCACUAGCAAUAGAUCAUGAUAAUUUAACAACUCGAGGAGAAAUGAGUGCAGGUAUUGGAUUAUUUCAUGGUCAUACGCAUGAUCAUGAUGAUGAUCUUAUAGAUGAACCUGAACGCUUAGCUAUCUAUGGUGAACACCGUCCAGCUUGUUAA